Limulus polyphemus (Atlantic horseshoe crab) is the source of this 3226-nucleotide messenger RNA. Its product is annotated as glutamyl aminopeptidase-like. Lineage: Eukaryota; Metazoa; Arthropoda; Merostomata; Xiphosura; Limulidae. Gene Ontology annotation, molecular function: metalloaminopeptidase activity; peptide binding; zinc ion binding. Gene Ontology annotation, cellular component: cytoplasm. Gene Ontology annotation, biological process: peptide catabolic process; proteolysis. The record is from RefSeq and is a predicted model, not a curated record.
UCUGUUACAGAUUUACCCUUAACGACGGCAGCUUGGGAGGUAUCCUGAAGACGAUGGCCACUUACUUUGUUUCAACAGAAGCAAUCCAUGAGGUGGAAGAAUUUUUCAAGAAAUAUCCCGAGGCAGGAGCGAGUGAAAGGGCACGACAACAGGCUCUUGAAACUGCCAAUAAUAACCUGAAGUGGAUGCAGAAGUACAAAUCAGUAGUUCAGAAGUGGCUUUUGAAACCAUGGCAUAAUUAUCGGCUUCCGCACCAUAUUAAACCCAUUUACUACGACCUUUUGCUUCAUCCCAACUUCACAUCUGAUACUUUCACAGGAGAGGUUACUAUCCUAGUACAUGUUUCUAAGCCCACCAACUACUUCCUGACUCACGUGUAUAAAUUGAAUGUUUCUGAAUCUUCGGUGCGCAGGGAAGCACACAAUACAGAAAAGCUUGAACUAUUGAAAAGUUUCAAGUAUAAACCAAACCAGUUUUGGGUGGUCCUAACCAAAGAUACUCUUCCCACAGGCAACUAUUAUCUGCAUUUCAAGUUUAGUGGAUCACUUUUAGGAGGUUUAAUUGGUUUCUACAAAAGCGUCUAUGUCAAUGGUGAAACAGGAAAAAGAAGAUUUCUGGCUACCUCACAGUUCCAGUCAACCUAUGCCAGACGAGCUUUCCCGUCUUUUGAUGAACCCAACAUUAAGUCUCGUUUUAAAGUAACGUUGAUUCACGAACCUGAUUAUAUUGCCCUUUCUAACAUGCCUCCUGAGAACACAGAAAUGAUGCCCAACGGACUAAAAAAGACCCAUUUUCAAACUACCAUAGACAUGCCAACGUACCUGUUAUGCGUAACUGUUUGCGACUUCAAAAGUAAAAGGACCAUUACACCUGGAGGCACAGAGUUUGGUGUGUAUGCUGCACCUGAUAGAUAUCAGUACUUGGAUUACGCCCUCGAAGUGGGAGUCAAAAUUCUCAAUUAUUUUGAGAAGUAUUUUAAUAUAUCUUAUCCACUACCCAAAAUUGAUAUGAUAGCUCUUCCUGACUUCAACGGUGCUAUGGAGAAUUGGGGAUUAAUAACUUUCAAUGAGAAGUACCUGCUGUAUCGCCCCCAAGAGAGCUCUUCAUAUGACCAGUCACGAAUUGUGACAUUUAUCGCACAUGAAUUAGCACACAUGUGGUUUGGUAACCUGGUAACUAUGGAAUGGUGGACAGACCUGUGGUUAAAUGAGGGAUUUGCUAGUUAUAUUGAAUACAAAGGAACUGAUAUUGCCAGGCCCAGCUGGGAUAUUGAGGAUCAAUUUUUGUUAGAAGAUAUUCAUCGAAUAUUGGAAUCUGACGCAACCAUUACUUCUCACCCUGUUGUCCAAACUGUGAACCACCCUGACGAGAUAUCGGAGCUCUUUGAUGCUAUCUCCUACAGUAAGGGUGCAGUAGUGCUUCGAAUGUUAGAAUUUUUCAUGGGAUCAGAAGAUUUUAAGAAAGGUGUCUCGGCUUACCUCCUUAAACAUAAACUAGGAAACGCGGAGACGGAGGACCUAUGGACAGAAUUAUCGAUGGCAUCUUCGAAGAAUCUUGACAUCUCUCAAAUAAUGAACACGUGGACUGAACAAAUGGGAUAUCCUUACAUCAAUAUCACAAGGGAUAAGGCUAACCCACAAACGUUCCACGUUCAACAACAGCGAUUUCUGAUUAAUCGUGAGAGCGCUGCCGCAGCUGAUGAUGAUUCUCCUUUUGGCUACGUCUGGGAGAUACCAUUAAGUUACCACACCAGUAAAAACAAAAACCCUCAAAUAUAUUGGUUGCGUACGAAUCAAGAGGAAAAACUUGAUAUUGCCUUAGCCGAUGGCGAAGAAGAAUGGUUCAAAUUCAAUGUCAACCAGUUAGGAUUUUACAUGAUAAACUACGAGGAAAAUGACUGGCAGAAGAUUACUGACCUAUUAAAGAAGAAUCAUAAGGUAUGGAGUCCAUCAAAUCGUGCCAAUGUCAUCAGCGAUUCGUUCUUCUUAGCACGUGCAGGAUAUUUGAAAUAUUCUGUUCCUCUUGAACUUUCCAUGUACUUGAAAGAUGAAGCCCACCUUGUGCCUUGGGAAACAACUAAUAUGGUUCUAAGUUACAUAGGUAGACUACUGGAGAACAAUGAAUCAAAAUUCUUGCUGAAGAAGCACAUAAAAUCCUUAACAGCAAACGUCAUAGCCGAACUUGGAUGGAAUGAUAAAAACGAUGAUCACUUGGAAAAACGGACAAGAGUAACCGUUUUGAAUUUAGCAUGCGGAGGAGAAGACGAAGAAUGCCUCAAUAAUGCAACCGAAUUGUUGAAACAAUGGAAAGAGGGGAAGAAUAUUUCUCCAGAUUUGAGAAGUAUCGUGUAUCGGUAUGGGAUAAGCCACAAUAACUCUGAAGAACUCUGGAACUACAUGUGGAAACGAUACUUGAAAGAACAGUCGUCGCACGAACAGAUGCGGAUCCUUCACGCCCUAUCUUGCACGAAAAACGAAAAUAUUCUUCUAAAAUACUUGGAAUUCGCCAAGAACGACAGUAUAAUUCGACGCCAUGACUAUUUUACUGUGUUAAACUCCAUAGCAAAAAAUCCAGUUGGAACAAAUCUAUUGUGGGAAUUUUAUACAAAUGAAUGGGAGUAUCUCGUAAACAGGCUCACAUUAAAUCAGUUAGGAAGAUUGUUGAAGACCAUGUCUAGACGUUUCGCUACGGAAGAAAAGUUAAAACAAAUGAAAGAGUUUUUCCUCACGUACCCAGAAGCUAGAGCAUCAAAGCAAGCCAGAAAAGAAGCGCUAGAAAACGUUAAUAAUAACGUGAAAUGGACAAACCACCAUCUUCCGGAAGUUGUUCAAUGGUUACAAGAAAACUAUGAAGAGCGCACAAACCCCGAAGAUUUCAAAGUUAUAGAAACUGGAAAAAGUGUUUAUUGAAAUUCUACUCGAAAUGUAUUUGUAAAUGAUGGAAGUGCAAUCAGUUAUUUUAGAAAGGAAUUGAAAUAUUUUGUAGUUUAUUAGUUUGAUAUGAUAUUAGGUAUUUUGUAAAUACAUUAAUAUUCAGAGUUAUAAUUGUACAAUUGCGUUUGAAGUAAGGAAAGCAAACCUAAUCUGUAGGUCAUUGACGUUGUCGUGUUUAUAUAAGGUUAUUGUAAUAAAUGUAUUUUUUCACUUAUGUAUGUAUUUAAAAAUGUUUAAAACAAAGAGGGUGUUAUAUCUGAUAAUACAAAAUAAACAAAACUUUUUGUAUGCUA